AUGCCUCCCUACGCUCCUUCCUAUUUCCAAAAAGCGACACUCCCGGGCCCUGUCGCAGCCUUCCCAGCUGUGAACACCCCAGUUCCGACCGAGCGACAGCGCCUGAUCGACAUAAUCACCGAGGCCAUUGGCAGCAAGGUCAAUCGACACGCGACCAACGCCAGGAAGCUGUACACCGACAGCGAUGCGACGAUCAGCGAGGCGACCGACACCUGCCAGCGAUGCGUCGACAGGGAGGUUCCCUGUAUCGUCACGAGCGACCAUCACAAGUGCUUCUACUGCAUCAUGUCUGCUCAGGCCUGUCACCCUGCAAAGCCAGUCCCCAUCAUCGAUCUCGAGAUGAGCGACCGCGACACGACUCCAGUUGCCAGCGCCUUCGACAGUAUCGACGCGACUCCGGGUGCGAGCGCCUUCGACACCUUCGACUUCGACGCCGAUCGCACGGACAGCGACAGCGACACCUACUCCUCCUUCUUUGAGCCUGCUCCCAACCAGCAAACGACCGACUCGGCUCCGGCGACCGCCGCGACUCCAGCGAUCGACGCGACUCCGAUCGACGCGACCGAGCGACUCCUCCAGCAGAUCCUGGAGUCCAACUUGCGACAGGAGGUCUUGCUCCAGCAGCUCCUCAACCGAUUGUAA
Filobasidium floriforme is the source of this 642-nucleotide messenger RNA. RefSeq lists its product as uncharacterized. Lineage: Eukaryota; Fungi; Basidiomycota; Tremellomycetes; Filobasidiales; Filobasidiaceae. The transcript has a single exon. The coding region runs from base 1 to 642 and encodes 213 amino acids. The record is from RefSeq and is a predicted model, not a curated record.